Trichosurus vulpecula (common brushtail) is the source of this 3631-nucleotide messenger RNA. RefSeq names its product zinc finger protein 2 homolog. The record is from RefSeq and is a predicted model, not a curated record. Bases 1 to 2433 code for a protein of 810 amino acids. Gene Ontology annotation, biological process: regulation of DNA-templated transcription. The transcript is spliced from 6 exons. NCBI's taxonomy places the organism in Eukaryota, Metazoa, Chordata, Mammalia, Diprotodontia, Phalangeridae.
AUGCGCGCUCUGUUUCAUCCUGGAGGCCUCGGGAGCCACGGGAGUUUAUUCUGGAGUGGGAGGGUGAUGGGGUCGCACCUGAGCUUUAAGGAGGUCGGUAGAGGAUGGACUGAAGCGGGGAGGCCAGUGAGGAGGCCGCUGCAGCGGGCUGAGCACGAGCCCAUACCCUGCACCGAGAUGGACUGGGGUUGGGAGGAAGGAGGUGAGAUGGGAGAGAUGGAGGGAGGAAGCGAUGAGAACCGUGACGCCCCUGGGCAGAAACGUGGGCGUUGCGAAGAGGGUUGGACGGUGAAACUGAGGCCCACGACCUCAGCUGGAGCAGGCCCCGCCUCCCUCUUCGCCCGGGAGGUACAGCGGGGCGGGGCGGGCGAGGCUGAGGCAGUUGCUAUGGAGACGGCCGUUAAGCGGAAGGGGGUAGAAAAGGAGCCAAUGGCGGUUGGCUUGCGAGAAGCGGAGAGUUCUGGGAAUUGUAGUCUUCGUUUGGUCUUGGCGCAGGCGCACUGCCCAUCCGGACGGGCCCAUUUCCGGAGGAGACUGCAGCCGCGAGGAGGCGGCUCCCAGGUGCUCAGCCCGGUGCCCUGGCUCUUCGGCCAGGUAUUGAGCUGGAGUGGACAAGACUCACUUCCUGGCGGUGGCAUACAUUCAGAAUCCCCAGUGAAGGUCCCAGUCAGAGAGAUGAUAUCGUUUAAUAAGAAAUCAGUGACAUUCAAGGAUGUGGCUGUGGAUUUCACUGAGGAUGAAUGGAGACAGUUGAACCCUACUCAGAGACAGCUGUACAGGGACGUGAUGCUAGAGAACUACAGAAACCUCAUUUUUCUAGAGGGAGGAGAAGAGCCAUGGAUGGUGGAGAGAGAAAUCCCAGGAAGCAUCUGUGCAGAUUGGGAGACUAAUCCUGAAGCCAAGGAAUUGGCUCCAAAGCUAGGCAUGCCCAUGGAAGAGCUGUCCCUGCAAACCCUCACCAGGAUUAGUCCCCAGGGCCACAGGUUAGGAGAUGCCUGGGAAUACAAUGUCAAGUUUGAGGAACAGCAGGACAACCAAGAGAAAGGUUCUAUUCAAGUAACAGUCACUCAGAGAAAAGUUCCUAGUAAGCUGAGGGGCCAUGAAUGUAAUAAAUUUGGAAGAACCUUCAAUCUUGGGUCAAUCCUUAUUCCACCACAGAAAAUUCCUAUGAAAAAGAGUCUGCGUAAAUAUAAUACAUAUGGAAGAAGCCUCAAACAGUAUUCCAGCCUGAUGAAAUGUAAUAGAAUCUCCUUAGAAUCUUGUAAGGGUAAUGAAUCAGGCAAAGCCUUCUGUUACUAUUCAGACUUUCAUCAAUAUCAUAGAGUACAUAUUGGGAAAAAAGCUUAUAAAUGUAAUGAAAGUGGAAAGGCUUUUAGCCAGAACACACACGUUACUCAGAAUCAGAGGAUCAGUCCUGGACGAAAGUCCCACAAAUGUAAUGAACCAGAUCAGGUCUUCACCCACAACUCAUCCUUCACUAAACAUCUGAAAGUCCAUAUUGGAGACAGACCUUAUAAAUGCAAUGACUGUGGGAAAAUCUUUGGCUAUAUUUCAUCCCUUAUUAAUCAUCAGAGAAUACAUACUGAAGAGAAGCCCUAUGCAUGUAAUUCAUGUGGAAAGUCUUUCAGAGACAGGUCAUACCUUACUCAACACCAGAGAAUUCACACUGGAGAGAAACCCUAUAAGUGUAAUGAAUGUGGAAAAGUUUUUAUCCGAGGUACACAUCUUACUCGACACCAGAGAAUUCACACUGGUGAGAAACCUUAUCAUUGCAAUGAAUGUGGAAAAGCCUUCAAUCAGAGCACACACCUUAUUCAGCAUCAGAGAAUUCAUACUGGGGAGAAACCCUACAAGUGUAACGUAUGUGGAAAAGCCUUUAGCCAGAGCACAUACGUUAUUCAACAUCAGAGACGUCAUACUGGAGAGUACCCCCAUAAGUGUGAUGAAUGUGGAAAAGCUUUCAGCCAAAGGUCAUCACUUAUUGAGCAUCAGAGAAUCCAUACUGGAGAGAAACCGUGUGUAUGUAAUGAAUGUGGCCGAGCUUUUAGAAGUUACCCAUCUCUUACUAAGCAUCAAAGAAUUCAUACUGGAGAGAAGCCCUAUUUAUGUAAUGAAUGUGGGAAAGCCUUCAGCCGCAGUGCGUACCUUACUCAACAUCAAAGAAUUCAUACUGGAGAGAAGCCCUUUAAUUGUAUUGAAUGUGGGAAAAGUUUCAUCCGGAGUGCACACCUUAUUGAACACAAAAGAAUUCAUACUGGAGAGAAGCCCUAUGAAUGCAGUGAAUGUGGAAAAGCCUUCAGCAAUCGCUCUUCUGUUACCAAACAUCAAAAAAUUCACACUCAAGGAAAACGCUAUGAAUGCAGUGAGUGUGGGAACACCUUUAUUAGGAAAUCAUUACUUCUUCAACAUCGGAAAAUCCAUAUUGGAGAGUAAUCGUAAAUAUGACUAUGGGAAAGCUUUAGCCACAGCAACCAUUAACUACAUGUAUUCAUGAGAGAAUUCAUACUGGUGGAAAUCUCUAUCAACGAAAUUAAUAUUGGACAGCCUUCAGAUGCAGAUAUCAUUUGAGACUUCACACUAGAGAAUAAUCGUGGGAUUCGAAAGAUUCAUGAUCUUGUUGAUGUGGGUACUUUUUCUUCCUGAUGUAGAUGAUAACUCUCCCUACGUUAGUAGACAGUUUGUGUGGUGAAGAACCUUGUGUGUAUAGUCAGGAUUUUGUUCAAUCAUUUUCAGUCAUGUCCAGCUUUCAUGACCCCAUUUGGGGUUUUCUGGGCAAAUAGUCAGGAUAUAUGGGUUCAAAUCCAGUUCUGCUAUUUUCUGCUUUCAUGAUCUUCAGCGAAUCUCUUUCCCUCUCUGGAUUUCAGUUUUCCCACAUGACGAGGUCGGACUAGAUGAACUCUAAGGUCCCCUGAAGGUCUAAAUUCUAUGAUCCUAUGAGUUGGUGGGGCCAAAACCAAACCAUUACCUGGUGGCAGCUUUCUGGUGAUGAACCUUCUCGUGCUUAAACAGGCUGGUCCUUGGAUUGCAGACCCAACUUGGAUCACAUGCAUUGGUCCAUACUCAAAGGAAUUCCAACUUAGUGGGACCUACUAAAGCUUGUGUUCCACUGGCAUACCUGUCUAGUAUCACUUCCACAUCAUGCCGAGUCAUCAGAGUAGGAUGUUUACAGAGUGAUGCAGGUAUUAUUAUCCCCAUGUAUUGGGGAGAGUGGGUGGAAGUGAAAUGGUAAUAAUACUCUGGGAGAAACUUGACUCAGUUUUUUUUUUACUUGUAAGAAUAUAUUGUGAGUUGUUGUCAGGUCUCCCUCCAUAAUACCUGAGGCUUCUGUCUCCACACAUAGUCCCACUAUUCUAUUUCAGGCUUAUAUCACCCCUUGCUUGGACUGUCAAUCUGGUCUUCCGAACUCCAGUGUCUUCCUUCUCCCUCUCCAUUCGGUUGUCAAAUCACAUAGUUGCCAAAAUCAUUUUCCCAGAAGCUCAGUAAGCUUCAGUGUCUCCCUAUUAGCCCUGAGACAAAACACAAAUUUGCCCUGCUCUUUAAAGUCCUCCACAAUAUGGUUCAGAUCUACCUUUCUAGCUUUAUAUCAGUGCUUAUUACACUCCUCAUUUCUUUCCUUUACACAGUGCAGGUU